CGCGGCGCUGCGGUGCGGGCGGCGCGGCGAUGGCGGCGCUGCAGGCUGUGCUGCUGGCGCCGCUCCUGGCGCUCUGCCGGGCCGGGCCGGGGCCGGCGCCCGCCGCCCGCGUCGAGGUGGCGGUGUCCGGGCCCGGGCCGGGGGCAGGGGCCGGGAGCGGGGCGGCGGGCGGGGCCGGGGCGGCCGCAGGGGCCGGCGGCUCCUACACGCUGCGCGGGGCCGUGCUGGGCGCGGGGGGCGGCCGGGCCGGCCCGGGCCGGGGGGUCCCGCGGGGCGGGGAGGAGGAGAUCCGCGGCCGCCUGCUGCUGGUGGGACACACGGAGCCAGAGCUGGGCGCUGCCGACAGCUGGAUCGGUGUGGUGCCCGUGGGCGAGGAGCCAGCCGAGGUGCCGCGGGGUGCCAAGGAGGAGUCCUUCACCGCUGCCGUCGUCAGCAAGAUGAAGCGAGCGCUGGUGCUGGGGGCGUCAGCCCUGCUUAUCCUGGCUCUGAACCAGAAUGCCAUUCGGGAGCUGGAUGUUUCCCAGCUUCUUGCCAAGCCUGUGAUCGUGAUCCAGUCCUCGGACAACGUCACCAAGCUGUUGGGAGCGCUGCUGCGGGGGCUCCAGGCUACAGCGAAGAUCACGUACCAGGCAGUGCUACUGGAGAACCUGGGAGUGACGCUCACCCUCUGGUCGACCUGCGGCCUCUCCCGAGGGGGGCUCUACGGGGAGUGGCAGGGGGUCAUCUGCACGGGGGAGAACAGCUCGCAGGUCCAGAAGUACCUCCAGCAGCUGUGGAACACCAUCCUGCUGAUUGCCCUGCUUCUCUGCACCGGGGUGAUCGUGCAGGCUCAGCGGCAGUCACGGCAAGACCUGUCAGAGCAGGAUGCUGAGCUGGACCUGAAGCAGCACAUUCGGCAGCGACUGUUGGCACUGAAAACCCGGCGGUACCAUCCCAGCAAAGCACUUCGGAGCCAGGCCUGUGAGAUUGAUAGCUGUGCUGUCUGCUUGGACCAGUUCCACAAGAGCCAGUGGCUGCGGGUGCUGCCCUGCUCCCAUGAGUUUCACCGGGACUGCGUGGACCCCUGGCUCCUGCUGCAGCAGACCUGCCCGCUCUGCAAGCGCAACAUCCUGGGGAACUGCUGCACAGAGAGCUAGCUGGCCCGACAGACGCACUCCAGGGACAGACCCAUCGCUGCUCCGGGGAGAGGGAGGGGGGCAGGGGGUGCUCAACAAGCGGCACUUGCUGCCAGAGUGGGGUCGGUGUGGCUGUGCCCGUUGCAGUGCCCGGCCGUUCAGAGAAUGAAAGAUCUCGGGGCAAUUCCGGCUGGGCACGAGUAGAGGGUGGGGGGACACACCAGAUGGCCAGUACCGGGGUCUGGGGGAGCGGGUGCAGGGAAAGGAAGCUGCAGGGGCACCCAUGGGUGUAACAGGGGGGGGACAUGGAGACUGGAGGCAGUGAGAGCCCUGGCCUGGCUGCUCCCUUUCCCUGCUCGUAGCAAUUUUUUCUAAGUCUUUUUUUCUUUUUUAUUUCUAUUUUCCCAUGGCUGUGGCAGGGUGGGCAGAGCCCAGGCGGGAGCCAUGCUGCGCCCGAGCCUGACGGGGGGCCUGGCUGUGGCGGGAGCCCCUCCGCACUGCAGGGGCAUCGCAAGCGGAUCUACCAGGGCCGGGGGGCUGCAGCUGGCAGGGCUGCUGGGCGACCCGCCACCUCGCUGCGGGAGGGCAGGGCAGCUGAACGCUUUAUUUAACUUAUUAGAAAGGCCGGCAGGAACCAGCUGCAGAGACCAAACACGGGGCUUGUUUGACUGAACACUGGUGUGCCGCAUGCCCUGACCGGCUCCUGUGCCAUGCAGCACGGCACGUGUGUCUAUUAAACACAGAGCAAGGA
Molecule: messenger RNA, 1866 nt
Organism: Falco peregrinus (peregrine falcon)
Lineage: Eukaryota; Metazoa; Chordata; Aves; Falconiformes; Falconidae
Gene: RNF215
Product: ring finger protein 215
Exons: 10
Coding region: 30-1136 (368 amino acids)
Biological process (GO): negative regulation of canonical Wnt signaling pathway; Wnt receptor catabolic process; ubiquitin-dependent protein catabolic process
Molecular function (GO): frizzled binding; ubiquitin protein ligase activity
Source: RefSeq, a predicted model, not a curated record